AAAAUGCAGCUUUGGUGGACUUUAACGCUUGGAUUCUGGAGCGUCUGCGGCGAGCUGCCCUUCAUAGCGGAGAACAACGCGGCCAUGCUGGUCAACUGGAAUGCAGUGGAUGGAAACAAGAAGCUGCAAGUGAUCUACGAUACUAAUGUUAAAGAGCCUGGCAACAUGUCAUUCGUCAAAGACACAGUGGAUAAACUUUUAAAAGGAUAUGAUAUUCGUCUCAGGCCAGACUUUGGAGGUGCCCCUGUGGCGGUUGGCAUGAGCAUAGACGUGGCUAGCAUAGACAUGGUGUCCGAAGUGAAUAUGGACUACACGCUGACUAUGUAUUUCCAGCAGUACUGGAGGGACAAGAGGCUGGCCUACUUGGGCAUUCCCCUCAACCUAACCCUGGACAAUCGGGUAGCGGACCAGCUGUGGGUGCCCGAUACCUACUUCCUCAAUGAUAAGAAGUCCUUUGUGCAUGGCGUCACUGUGAAAAACCGCAUGAUUCGUCUGCACCCAGACGGGACCGUUCUUUACGGCCUCAGAAUCACCACGACGGCCGCUUGCAUGAUGGACCUGAGGCGAUACCCGCUGGACGAACAGAACUGCACGCUGGAGAUUGAGAGCUAUGGCUACACGACGGACGACAUCGAGUUUUAUUGGAAAGGCGGCGACACGGCAGUGACGGGUGUGACGCGCAUAGAGCUCCCGCAGUUCUCCAUUGUGGACUACAAGCUGGUUUCCAGAAAUGUGGUAUUUUCCACAGGUGCCUACCCUCGACUGUCUCUAAGCUUCAAGCUGAAGAGGAACAUCGGCUACUUCAUCCUGCAGACGUAUAUGCCCUCCAUCCUGAUCACCAUCCUGUCCUGGGUCUCCUUCUGGAUCAACUACGACGCCUCGGCCGCCAGAGUCGCUUUAGGCAUCACCACUGUGCUGACUAUGACCACCAUCAACACGCACCUGAGGGAGACGUUGCCCAAGAUCCCGUACGUGAAGGCCAUCGACAUGUACCUGAUGGGUUGCUUCGUCUUUGUCUUCCUGGCCUUGCUGGAGUACGCCUUCGUCAACUACAUCUUCUUCGGGCGGGGCCCGCGCAUGCAGAAGAAGCUGGCCGAGCGGGCGCAGAAGGCAAACAACGACCGGGCCGCUUUCGACCGGCCCAAGGCCGACUCUCAGGGGAACAUCCUGCUGACCACCCUUGAGAUCCACAACGAGGUGGGCGGCCACGCCAUCACCAGCACCACCCGCAGCAGCACCAGCAGCAGCCUGUACGACGCCACGCGCAACUCCACCCCCGUCCCGCUGGACAACUCCUCGGGGGUCCAGUACAGACGGAGCAGCGGGCGGGCCGCCCGUCCCCUAGGUGGCCCGGAUGUGAGGCGGAGCCGCCUGAGGAGGCGAUCGUCGCAGCUGAAAAUCAAAAUCCCAGACCUGACGGACGUGAACGCCAUCGAUCGCUGGUCCCGUUUCAUCUUCCCCUUCUCAUUUUCCUUCUUUAAUGUCGUCUACUGGCUCUACUACGUCAAUUAA
Nerophis lumbriciformis (worm pipefish) is the source of this 1512-nucleotide messenger RNA. The record is from RefSeq and is a predicted model, not a curated record. NCBI's taxonomy places the organism in Eukaryota, Metazoa, Chordata, Actinopteri, Syngnathiformes, Syngnathidae.